Messenger RNA from Didymodactylos carnosus, 3438 nucleotides. Lineage: Eukaryota; Metazoa; Rotifera; Eurotatoria; Philodinida; Philodinidae. The record is from the annotation of a GenBank genome assembly.
AUGAGUCGUUUACUUGUUUUCAAGCCAAAUGUUCAACAUUCUUAUUGUCAACGAUCAAAUUUAGAGCUUGUUUAUCAAAAACUAUUGAAUGAAAACUUGGAUGUUAGCUGGAUUAGUGACGAAGAAAUCUUUCAAAUUGUAUCACCAACAGAUAAUUUUUAUAUUAUUGAACCAUUCUCUGGACCGACAUUUCAACAUUUAAAAAAUAUUAACGUGCAUGUUUUUGGUCCACCUUGUAUCUUGGGUUCUCUAUCGUCUGACACAAGUAUACCAGUUGUAAAUUAUCCAAUUUAUGCUGUUUCAAUGAGAAAUAUGUUCAUAACAACUAGUGGUGUUAAGAAACAAAUUCGAGAGGAUAUAUUUCAGAAAAUUCAAUUAAUGGGUGGUAAAACAGAUAAUCAAUUUGUUGAAAUUACUACACAUCUUGUGUGUGACAUUAGUGGAACAGAAAAAUAUUUGACUGCUGUUGAACGUAAUAUUCCCAUCUAUACAUCUGAUUGGAUUAUUGAAGUUUGGAAUAUGUGUCAGAAAAACAUAUGUUGGGCUCAAGAUGAACAAUUUAAUAAAUAUAAAUGUCCAUUAUUCAAAAGUCUCUUUUUUACAACAACUGGAAUAUCGAGCCAAGAUCGUUUAAAUAUUCAAUCAAAAAUAGAACAGAAUGGUGGAAAGUUUACACCACAUUUAACGAGCGAAUGUACACAUUUAUUAUGUGAAAAACCAGAAGGUGAAAAAUAUACAUUUGCUAAACAACGUCAUCUUCGGAUUGUAAAAUGUCAGUGGUUGUUUGAUUGCGUCAAUAAAAAACGAUUUAUGAAUGAAAAAGAUUACAUUGUUUCUGAUAAUGAACGCUUAAAAACACUAACAUCCAAUUCAAGUCCUGCUGAACAAAAUCGUCUUACGAAACAACUGAAUACGAAUGAUAUUGGUUUAAGCUCAAUAAGUCCUUAUGAUAAUUUAUCUGAUACAUUAUCAAUAAACAAUAAUCUUUAUUCAACAGCAACAACAUUGACAACAAUGACCGUUCAAACUCAACAAUCUCAUUUGGCUACACAACCGUCCUCUGCUCUAAAUUCAGAUAUCACUAUUACAACAAACAGCAUUUUACCUUCGAACAACACAAGUCUAACCGAUACAACUGAGAAAGCUACAAUAACAGUGGUAAAACAAGUACAAUCGACGGCAGCAAACACAACAAUAUCAAAACCAUUCUUCAGUUUAUCGUUUAUAUUGUUAAAUUUCAGUCAAAAAUAUGAUAUUGAUCGGUUACAUAAAAUUAUUGCUGAUAAUGGUGGUUGCGUAUGUGAAGAUAAACAUGAAUCAUUCAAUUAUUGUGUAUGUCCACUGACACUAACAUCGUUUGAUAGACAAUUAGUUGAAGAUAUUAUUUACGGAAAAAUGGUCACAACCUAUUGGAUAUUUUCAUGUAUUGAAUCUAAACAAUUACUAUCAUUGAAGAUACAUUUUCUUUACCGACCAUUUUGUUUAAAUGAUAAAAUUCAACGAAAAGAAUUUCAAUUAAAAGAUUGCGUUAUUUCAAUUAGUGGUUUUAACGGUAUGGAAAAGAAUAGCUUAGCGUAUCUUUGUCAAGAGGUGUUGGGCGCUCAUAUGCAAGACGCAUUUGUGCGAAAAGAUGUUAAAACAUACAAGGGCAAUACUCAUUUAAUAUCAAAAGAACCAAAAGGUCAAAAAUAUCAGGCAGCAGUAAAUUGGAAUAUACCAACUGUUGUCUCUGAAUGGUUAUUUGAUAUAUGUUUAAAUGGACAAAAAGCAAAUGAACAAAAUUACCAAAUUAAACAAUGGACAGAAGAGAAAAAAGUCGAAUUUAUUAACAAGUAUAAUCAACAACAGGCAGACAUGCUUAAUGAACACCAACAACAGCAACAACAAAUUUUUGACAUUGUUCCACUACAAACAAAUAGUAAGAUAACUGUCAUACCGUGUGAUGAACGACAAUUAGAGCAGUUUGAAGAAGAAAAUAAUAAUCCGAUUGACAUGUCCGUAACAACAGUAUCAACAACGUCUCACGUUUUCGCCAAAACUUCAUCAUACGACAAACUGUGGCAAAAAUAUUUGCAGACGUAUCGCGAUAAUCUAGAAACGUCAGAAGACCAAAAAAGAGAGUCAUCACCAAAACCAUUAACUCCACUUAAUGCCGUCGGUCAACGAGUAAUUCAUCAAGCGAUUGGAAAAUUGAAAGAUAUGGAUAUAGAAAAUAAUAAUAGUAACGACGAUGAAAAUACAUCAUGCGAUUCACAAUUACAAUUUUAUAGCGUCGACAAUGGACAAAAUACGGAUCAAUAUCAAAUGAAAAAUAGUAAUAAACCAUUGCAAAAUAUUAUUAUUUAUGUUAGUAAAAAAUUAGCAAAAAAUAAAUUCAGUUUACAUGCACAAUGUACCGUACUUGGCGGGAAAUUCGUAUGGAUACCUCAUGAAAAAUUUACACAUUUUAUAUUUCAGGGAAAAUUAUCCGAAAUACAAAAAGAAUAUAAAAAAGUUGAAGAAUAUAAAGCAUUUUGUGUUUCACCAUAUUGGCUACAAGCCUGUGAAGACACUGGACAACAUGUACCUGAAAAUUUGUAUUUAUGUAAUUAUAAUCCAAAUCGGUCAUUGACAUUUUGUCAAAAUGAAGCACAAGCGUGUGAUAUUGAUCUACCAUCUACGCCAACAACAUUAAUAAAUACAAAAACAACAACAUCAUUGCAAAUAUCUAGCACGCAACGUCUUCCUAAUAUAUCUAAUCGUACGUCCACCAUCUAUUCAAAACGUUCAGUCAAUCUUAUAACACCAAGACCGAUACAAAAAACUCGAUCACAUGAUGUUUCUACGAAACAUUCUUCACAAUUAUUAUCAACGCCUCAUUUACUAUUAGAAGAAAAACCAUCAUUCAUGGAUAUAUUGAAACUGAAAGAUGAAAAAAGAAGCGGAGAAGUGUCGAGUUUAAAUAAUCAACAGCAAGAUGAUGAUGAUGCCGCAUUUUCUGAACAACUUUUAAAUGAUUUACAAUCAUCUGUAGCAAAAUUAAUGAGUACAGCACCAACAGCGAAUAAUAGUGUUCGUGUAAAAAUCAAUACAACAGUCAUAGAUGACGCCUUACAAACAAAAACAAAAGUACCCCAUCAUCAUCAUUUAUUAUCACGCGGGCGUACGAGAAAUUCUAGUUAUAAUUCAAAUAGUCACGAUAUGAGUAGUGAAAAUAAACAUCCAUGUGAUUCCAUACGAAUUGAAUGGCUUGAUGAAACAGCUCGUGCUGAGCGAAAAAAGAUCAAUGAUGAAAUUGAAAAUGAACAACGUGUAAAAUAUGAUAGUAAUAGUAAAACAAAACAAGUUUCUAUAAAUAAACGAGGAUAUGAAGCAACAACAACGACGACUAAUACAGCACAUCAGUUAACUCCUCUAACACCGACAGCAUCAUCGGUAGCAAAGAAAACUCGAUCAUAA